AUGUUUGAACAAUGCACCUCAUGGUCAGAACCAGGAACAACGAGUUUAGGUGAUCGUUCGGUUAGUGGUAAUUCAUCGACACUGUUUAACGGUGUACUGAGCAUUUUUCUUGACAAUAAUCAAAAUCUUUAUGUGUCGGAUUAUGGUAAUUAUCGUGUUCAGAAAUGUAAUCUUACUACGCGACAAUGUACAACAGUUGCCGGUGGUCAUGGAAAUGGUACAGCAAGCAAUCAGUUUGGACUUAUUUGGUAGGUGUAUUACUCCGUUUUUUAACUGGAAACGAAAAUUCGAAGGAGGCCAUCAACGUUAACUAGACCCCCCCAUAACAGAAGAUCAUCCACUACUAGAAGACCACUGCCGAUUAUAGGACUUGAAAGCCAAAUAGAAGAUCAUGGUCGUCUACUGUGUCCGCUAAAUAAGUCGGAAAAUGCCCUGAAAAAAAAUCUCGCCAAAAUGUUUUUCUAAUAAGGUAUGGACUGUAAGUAUGUGAGGGGUUACCGCUGGAUUAUUAGCAGGCCACAGAAUUUGACCGCAAUAGAAGACCACCCUUUAGAACUCGACUUAGCCGGGCGAAACUUGCGAAUGUUAUGCAAAUAGGCGAGUUGAACACACUAAAAUUAUCUGCAAUUCAUAGCUAAUCAACGCCUUGCGCUACUGUGAAUGUGCUAUAAAAGCAGCCUUACACUAGAUUAAACAUGGUGCCUGUAUAUUCAGAGCAACUAUCCGGUUAUAGCUAUUAAUACGCCAAACUACAGAAAAUAUGGAAAAUUAAGAUACAAUAUUUUCAGAAUCCAACCCUGCACCGUUUACCUCAUCUCACACUACAGAUUACGUAAAGAUCAACCAAGCUGGAAAUCGUGUGCCCUUAGGCUCACACAGCUCUUUCAAAAGUCAGUCAGAAAAAGUUAACAUUUAAAAGUCAUUACAGAGAAAGGCAAGUGCUGGAAUUUUGGAUUUCAUGCAUAAGCUGAAUCUUUGAAGAGAUCAUAUAUACAAAUGCCAUUUUUUCUUUGAUUACCCACUGAAAAAAAUAAUCAAAAUUCAUGCAGGAUCCCGCGGGUUAUCGGUAUUAAAAUAUCUGGCGAUGUUUCUUACCUUUACGCAGGAUUUUUAUACUGUCAGUCCUGACAGAACCCUGCAUAGUUUAUGUAGGGU
Molecule: messenger RNA, 1155 nt
Organism: Didymodactylos carnosus
Lineage: Eukaryota; Metazoa; Rotifera; Eurotatoria; Philodinida; Philodinidae
Source: the annotation of a GenBank genome assembly